Messenger RNA from Podospora bellae-mahoneyi, 417 nucleotides. RefSeq lists its product as uncharacterized. The record is from RefSeq and is a predicted model, not a curated record. Bases 1 to 417 code for a protein of 138 amino acids. Lineage: Eukaryota; Fungi; Ascomycota; Sordariomycetes; Sordariales; Podosporaceae. The transcript is spliced from 2 exons.
AUGCGACUUAUCAACACCAAUGACGGCCGGUUCGAGGAGUUUAUUAGCAACGAUAUUCCAUCAUACACAAUCCUAUCACACACGUGGGAAGAUGGAGAGAAGAAGAUUGAUAUGACGUGUUGGAUAGCGAAAAAGGACGGAUAUCAAUACGCCUGGGUCGACACCGGUUGCAUCGACAAAUCCAGCAGCGCUGAGCUAGCCGAGGCUAUUAAGUCCAUGUAUCAGUGGUACCAACAAUCCUCAGUGUGCUACGUCUUUCUUUCCGACCUCCCGCCUCCGCGAGUCGCCCCUUUGGAAAUUGCUCUAUCACGAUGUCGGUGGUUUGCUCGUGGAUGGACUCUCCAAGAGCUGAUCGCCCCAGCAAACGUGGUAUUCUUCAACGGGGAGUGGAAGGACAGGGCGACAAAGAAACGCUAA